AGGGGGCUGUGAGAGAGAGACAGGCAGGCAGGCAGACAGACAGACAGGCAGGGUGUGGACUGAAUCCGGCAGCAAAAAGGAGCAGCGCGGGUUUUAAUCCCAAUUUAUCACCGACAGCAGAUUGAAAAGGUUCGAGAUCCACAGUCAGAUUAAAAUGUUGGAUGUGCCGAGCAGCCAGUUCGACUCGUUCCUGUUCUGGAGGCAGCCCAUCGCCACCGUGGACUUGUCCGAGCUCGAGGACCUGGGACUUGCUGAGCCGAAAUCCAAGGACGGGUCUCUGGAUGGGAAAAUGGGGAAAAGUUCUCCCAAACUGGAUGAUGAUGACCUGGAGCUGUUCCAGUUCUCCACCUUCAACUACUGGAAGGAGCCAAUCGCCAGCCUCAACACACUGGACUUCAACCUGCUGCUGCUGUGAAGCCCCGCCCCCACACAACCACAGCCCCACCCCUAGUACCAAAGCCCUGCACCCACACUCACAGCCCACCUCUGGUAUCACAUGCCCCGCCCCCAGUCCUGGCUCCUCCCCUGACACAGCAUAGCCUCCUGAUUAUUACAACAAUUUUCUUUUCCUCUAAAUUGUUUUCUGUCCUGACAAAGUGCUGUCACGCAUCAAAGUCUCGAGUAUUAAAUUAAAGAAAGUAAAUGUAAAUUUUUGAUGGAGAUGAAAGUGUAAAAAGUGAGCGUCGUCUCAUAGCGCAGGUCAUUUUCACAGCCGUCAUGUUUGUGUCAGCUGUAAAACGUAUUCUUCUAAACUUCAGUGUUUCAGUCCUGAGUAGUGAUGAUGAUGAUUUCUAAUCUCUUUUAUUAAACAGGACAGGGUGGAAUGUGAAUAAAGGUCAGAAGUGUUUUCUCACUGAGUGCUGCUUGUGUGUUUCUUCAUCACUUUAAAGUGCUGAUGACA
Molecule: messenger RNA, 901 nt
Organism: Neoarius graeffei (lesser salmon catfish)
Lineage: Eukaryota; Metazoa; Chordata; Actinopteri; Siluriformes; Ariidae
Gene: mllt11
Product: MLLT11 transcription factor 7 cofactor
Exons: 2
Coding region: 155-415 (86 amino acids)
Biological process (GO): positive regulation of DNA-templated transcription; positive regulation of mitochondrial depolarization; positive regulation of release of cytochrome c from mitochondria
Cellular component (GO): nucleoplasm; cytosol
Source: RefSeq, a predicted model, not a curated record